Coccinella septempunctata (seven-spotted ladybird) is the source of this 768-nucleotide messenger RNA. RefSeq names its product tenascin-like. Bases 160 to 750 code for a protein of 196 amino acids. NCBI's taxonomy places the organism in Eukaryota, Metazoa, Arthropoda, Insecta, Coleoptera, Coccinellidae. The transcript has 6 exons. The record is from RefSeq and is a predicted model, not a curated record.
CCGCGCUAUAAUCAGAGAGCAGCAAUCACACAUAUCUUAACAGUCUUCUAUGUCAGUUAUGCCAGUGCGGACGCACGUUCGUGGUCGAUACUAUUGAUCGCACACGCACUUUUGUGAAAUUUGAAUAUCGACAGAAUCUAUUUUUGAACUCAAGACCAGAUGAUCAAUCUAAUUCCAUUUGCUGUGAUGGUUCUACUCAUUGACCAAACCGUAGGUUCCGCUUUGAAUGGUCCUUGUGCUUCCAAUGAAGAAUGUGGGACAUUUGACACACACUGUAGAAAUGGGACAUGUGUAUGUAGGGAUAAUUUCAUAACAGUUUACGACAGUUGCGUUCACGUGGCAUCGGAAACUGUUGAGUGUACCAGAAAAGAACAAUGUCAUUCCAUUUUAGGCAGUAAGAGCACUUGUAAGAAUAAGAGAUGCGUAUGCAGGCCGUUCCACCAUCUGCACAAAAAGCAAUGCGUAAAGAAUAAAGAUCUUCACGAUUUUUGCGAACACGAUCAUCAGUGCUAUUGUGGACAGGAUUGUGUAGAGAGAAUUGGUUGUAUCAACCACAAGUGUACAUGCCGAGAAGGAUAUAAAACGUACAGUAUCAGACGAUGUAUAGUGGACCCUUUAUACUCAGUAGAAACUCCGCCGAUUGCAGUUCAGCAGGCUCCAAUUCCUCCAAUGAACAGUGCAGCUUUAAUAAACCACUCAAUUUUAUUGUAUAUAAUUAUGUUCUCUAAUUUUCUUAUUAGGUAUAUGUAAAUAAAUAAUUUGUAUAUA